Messenger RNA from Microbotryum saponariae, 1713 nucleotides. The record is from the annotation of a GenBank genome assembly. Lineage: Eukaryota; Fungi; Basidiomycota; Microbotryomycetes; Microbotryales; Microbotryaceae.
AUGGCACCCAUCGCGCUCGACCCCCCCGCCGCGGCGUCGACCCAGCCCGCGUCGCGCUACAACGCGCCGGCUUCGCACGGCAACGCGGCGGCGAUCCCGAUCGUCGACCCGACCGCCGCGCGCCGCCCCGUCGAAGGCGUCCAAGUCGAGUCCGAGAACCUCACCUACACCGAUGAGGCGCUCAUCGCAAAGUACUUGUUCCACUCCUCCGUCGUCAAGAAGGUCGGCGAGCGUUACCAAGUCAAGCCCGUCGUCAAGGAGCUCGAGCUCAAGACGUUGCGCAAGGUCCCCAAGACAGGUCUCAUGCUCGUCGGCUGGGGCGGCAACAACGGCACGACGCUUUCCGCGACCUUGCUCGCCAACAAGAACAACAUCUCGUGGAACACGCGUGAUGGCACCCAGUCGCCCAACUACCUCGGCUCGCUCGUCCGUGCCUCGACCGUGCGCCUCGGUGAGGACGAGAACGGCCGCGACGUCUUCGUCCCCUUCUCGGACGUCCUGCCCAUGGUCCACCCCAACGAUCUAGUUGUUACCGGCUGGGACAUCUCAGCGAUGCCGCUCGACCGCGCCAUGCGUCGCGCCAAGGUCAUGGACUACGACCUCCAGCGCCAGCUCGCGCCCAUGAUGGCCGAGCUCAAGCCGAUGCCGUCGAUCUACUACCCAACCUUUAUCAACGCGAACCAAGAAGAACGUGCCGACAACGUCUUGCCCGGCAACAACAAGGCCGAGCACCUCGCCAAGAUCCGCAGCGACAUCCGCAACUUCAAGGCCAACAACAACCUUGACACCGUCAUCGUGCUCUGGACCGCCAACACGGAGCGCUACUCGGAGUUGAUCCCCGGCAUCAACGACACCAAGGAGAACCUCCUCAAGGCGGUCGAUGCCUCGCACCCCGAGGUCUCGCCCUCGACCAUCUUUGCGAUGGCUUCUAUCCUUGAAGGCUGCCCCUACAUCAACGGUGCUCCCCAGAACACCUUCGUCCCCGGUUGCAUCGAGCUCGCCGAGCACCACAACACCCUCAUCGGUGGUGACGACUUCAAGUCCGGCCAGACCAAGGUCAAGUCCGUCUUGGCCGAGUUCUUGGUCAACGCCGGUAUCAAGCCCUUGUCGAUCGCGUCGUACAACCACUUGGGCAACAACGACGGCCGCAACUUGUCCGCGCCCGAGCAGUUCCGCUCCAAGGAGAUCUCCAAGUCGUCCGUGGUUGAUGACAUGGUCGAGGCAAACCACCUCUUGUACAAGCCUCUCCUCGAGGACCCUAAGGGCGAGAAGGAGGUCGCCAAGGGUGACAAGGUUCGCAAGACCGAGCACCCCGAUCACUGCAUCGUCAUCAAGUACCUGCCCGCCGUCGGUGACGACAAGCGCGCGCUCGACGAGUACAACUCGGAGAUCAUGAUGGGUGGCCGCAAUACGCUCAACAUCUUCAACGAGUGCCAGGAUUCGCUCCUCGCGACCCCCUUGAUCAUCGACUUGGCCUUGCUCGCCGAGUUGUUGACCCGUGUCACCUACCGUCAGGCCGGUCAGGGCGAGUUCGAGUCGAUGUACCAAGUCGCGUCGCUCUUGUCCUUCAUGCUCAAGGCUCCCCUCGUCAAGCCCGGCAAGCAAGUGAUCAACUCAUUCUCCCGUCAACGCAACGCGCUCGAGGCCUUCUUGCGCGCUUGCUUGUCGCUCCAGCCCACGUCGGACUUGAUCAACUUUACCAACAUGGCCUAA